GCUGACGUUAUUUCCUUUUGUCACGUUGUCGGAUUUGAGACUAGUUGCUGCUGGUUUAUGGUAGCGAAAGAUUAUAUUUAAAAUCGAUAAAAACUUCUAUAGAAAUGGGAAUUAAAUUUUUGGAAGUAAUUAAGCCAUUUUGUGGCAUUCUUCCUGAAGUUGCUAAACCUGAGAGAAAGAUCCAGUUCAGAGAGAAAGUUCUAUGGACAGCUAUUACUUUAUUCAUAUUUUUAGUGUGCUGUCAGAUCCCACUUUUUGGAAUUAUGUCAUCUGAUUCAGCAGACCCAUUUUAUUGGAUCAGAGUAAUCCUGGCCUCUAACAGAGGAACCCUUAUGGAACUGGGUAUUUCACCCAUUGUGACAUCCAGUUUAAUUAUGCAGUUACUUUCAGGAGCAAAGAUCAUUGAAGUUGGUGACACCCCAAAAGAUCGAGCAUUGUUCAAUGGAGCACAAAAACUCUUUGGUAUGGUGAUAACUGUUGGACAAGCCAUUGUGUAUGUGAUGACUGGUAUGUAUGGAGAUCCUGCUGACAUUGGAGCUGGUAUCUGUCUCUUAAUUAUCAUCCAGCUUGUUGUUGCUUUCUUGAUUGUUCUACUGCUUGAUGAGUUGCUGCAGAAAGGGUAUGGUCUUGGCUCUGGAAUUUCCCUCUUCAUUGCCACUAACAUUUGUGAAACAAUUGUGUGGAAAGCCUUUAGCCCUGCAACUGUGAACACUGGAAGAGGAACCGAGUUUGAAGGAGCCAUCAUUGCCUUGUUCCAUCUGCUAGCUACCCGUCAAGACAAAGUCCGUGGCCUGAGAGAGGCUUUCUACCGUCAGAAUUUGCCUAACCUGAUGAACUUAAUGGCUACAGUCUUAGUUUUUGGAAUUGUUAUUUACUUCCAGGGAUUCAGGGUGGAUCUGCCUAUUAAGUCAGCCCGUUAUCGAGGUCAGUACAGCUCCUAUCCUAUCAAGCUGUUCUACACUUCAAACAUUCCAAUUAUCCUUCAGUCAGCUUUGGUAUCAAACUUAUAUGUCAUAUCUCAGAUGCUGGCAGUAAAGUUCAGUGGAAAUUUCUUUGUUAAUCUUCUUGGUGUGUGGGCCGACGUUGGUGGAGGUGGACCUGCCAGAGCUUAUCCUGUGGGUGGUUUGUGUUACUACCUGUCACCUCCUGAGACCCUAGGCCACAUACUUGAAGAUCCCAUCCAUGCUGUUUUGUACAUUGUCUUUAUGCUUGGAUCAUGUGCUUUUUUCUCCAAAACCUGGAUUGAAGUAUCUGGAUCUAGUGCGAAAGAUGUUGCUAAGCAACUCAAGGAGCAACAAAUGGUUAUGCGAGGUCAUCGGGAGAAGUCCAUGAUCCAUGAACUGAAUCGAUACAUCCCUACAGCAGCAGCCUUUGGAGGUCUAUGUAUAGGUGCUCUGUCAGUGUUGGCAGACUUCCUAGGUGCCAUCGGCAGUGGUACAGGCAUUUUACUGGCUGUCACCAUCAUUUAUCAAUACUUUGAAAUCUUUGUGAAAGAACAGAGUGAGAUGGGGGGCAUGAGCACGUUGCUCUUUUAAAACAAGCCAUCUGAUAAAGAAAAAUAUAUAUUACAUGUUUUUCUCCAAAGUUUUUGUAUUUAAAAAAAAAACCUCUACAAGUUCACAGCAAAGUCUGCAAAGUUUUCAAUGUACAUUCCCAUUGCUGUAUUAUCUGACAAUAUAUUAUGGAAUUCUUUUGAAAUACAGUAUGGAAUUUUUUUUCAUUUUUAUAGUAGUUUGAAUGAAAAGGUAUUUAGUCUGAAUUAUUUUUAAAAACUUAUUAUAUGUAUGACCAUCUUCAACUACAGCAGAGCUGAGAGAUAAUGCUAUUUGUCUGAAAGAUAAAUAUUUUAUGUAUGAUGGAUGAAGGAAUAAUAAAAUGUUGUUACUACAAUCAGA
Molecule: messenger RNA, 1895 nt
Organism: Limulus polyphemus (Atlantic horseshoe crab)
Lineage: Eukaryota; Metazoa; Arthropoda; Merostomata; Xiphosura; Limulidae
Product: protein transport protein Sec61 subunit alpha
Exons: 12
Coding region: 105-1535 (476 amino acids)
Biological process (GO): post-translational protein targeting to membrane, translocation; SRP-dependent cotranslational protein targeting to membrane, translocation
Cellular component (GO): membrane; Sec61 translocon complex
Molecular function (GO): ribosome binding; transmembrane protein transporter activity; signal sequence receptor activity
Source: RefSeq, a predicted model, not a curated record